Messenger RNA from Diaporthe citri, 1065 nucleotides. RefSeq lists its product as uncharacterized. The record is from RefSeq and is a predicted model, not a curated record. Bases 1 to 1065 code for a protein of 354 amino acids. The transcript has a single exon. NCBI's taxonomy places the organism in Eukaryota, Fungi, Ascomycota, Sordariomycetes, Diaporthales, Diaporthaceae.
AUGUCAAGGCUCGGGUCGGAGACGCAGACCAGACACCUCCAAUCGGCAGUUCGAAAAUUCUCUAUGCGCGAGACGGUUUGGAUGCACCCAAUUUGCCUGGUAUUCAAGCUCGAGCUUUUUGGGCAGGACCGGAUGUGGAAGUUUGACGACAAGGCGUUGCUCGAGUUUGGUGAGCGAAUUCUUGAAGAUCUGCGUCAGGGGAAGCACCGCCAUGCAGACAUCCAGACACCAUGGGGCGACACGUACAACAGCAUACCCAGUGAGGUGUCAAUGAAACGAAUGCAAGGAUUCAUCAUGGCUCUUCGGACUUCAUGGGAGUUUUGGUCCCAAACUGGGCGCCAGGUCGAGCAAUGGUCGCAGCAACUAGAUGACGAAACCCGAGGUUACCUUCGAGCUUUUUUGUCUGGUACAGUCGAAUUCGACUCUGAUACAAUUUCAAAACUGCGAACAUAUAUGGAGUUCCUCCAUGGGUUGUUUACAUCCUCUCGGGCUGCCCUGUUACUCUGUAUGGCGCGGGUCGAAUUCCUCCUCAAUGUCGCCCCCUGGGGAGACAUAGCACCACAAGACUAUGACACCCUACGACUGAGGGCAUUCCAGGCACUGACCAAUAUCUGUUUGGCUUGGCACACGCUGAUGCGGUCAUCAUGGACAGUGGCAUGCUGGGCCAGGUCGGCAUGUGACGCACUCCAGGAACACAAAUGCCUUCAUGGCAGCGCUCCAGACGAUGGCCAUCGAUACAACUACCCCGCGGAUAUGAUCGAUGCCGGCGAGCAAGCCCAUUUUGCAGACACGCAAUACAGCAAUGUCGAGUCCUUCCGAAAACUGCGCGAAGAUGAAGUCCGGGUGUUUUUCCUAGACUGUCCCGCUGGACGGGAGCUUUUCGACGAUUGUUAUUCCAUCGACUAUUGGGUCCGGACACACGCUCAGAUGGCUAAAACCAUGAGUAACUUCAGAUCAGUCAAUGAGGAAAGGCCCUUCACAUCUCCAUCGUCCAAGACGAGGCCGCAGCGCAGAUGUCCGAAAAUGAUGCCCGGUCGUGUGCAGUUCAGCUCUGGGCAUCUCUGA